Messenger RNA from Sipha flava (yellow sugarcane aphid), 2747 nucleotides. Its product is annotated as RNA polymerase-associated protein CTR9 homolog. Gene Ontology annotation, cellular component: Cdc73/Paf1 complex. Gene Ontology annotation, biological process: regulation of DNA-templated transcription. Gene Ontology annotation, molecular function: RNA polymerase II complex binding. The transcript has 14 exons. NCBI's taxonomy places the organism in Eukaryota, Metazoa, Arthropoda, Insecta, Hemiptera, Aphididae. Bases 419 to 2479 code for a protein of 686 amino acids. The record is from RefSeq and is a predicted model, not a curated record.
ACGGAACAGAGUGCAUGCACUCUGCACGGUGCGCCGUAUCACCGACUAUCAUCGGUCCACAGUGCAGAGAUUUCUUUUUGUUGAGUUGCGAGUACAUUCUCGGCGAAUGACUGUUGUUGGAUCUCUCGUCAUAUCUCGUCAUAUCAUAUUGUGGACGCAAUCAAACCGUCAAAAUAUCGAAUACACGAGCGAUGUUUUAGGUCCAGCACUAGAAUUAAUUUUCAACCAAAAGUUAAGUACCACUAAAACAAUGUGUCAUAGCCACAAACUACUGCAGCAACACAACCAGUUUCAUCAUUUAUCUAAAUUAAAAAAGGAAACAAUUAAAUUUAUGAAAAACCAUUUUUUCCUUACCAACUCCUCAACACCUCAAGAUAGACUGCGAUUUACAGUAUAUUAUUAGAGGAAUUACAUUGCCAUGACUACAUCCCAUGAUGAUGCCCAUUUGGAGAUCAAUGACUGUGAAAUUAAUCGAAUUUGUGGUACAGACAGAGUAGCUGCAUAUCUUGUGAAAGAAGCCAAUUUGGAAAAAAAUAAAAACAAACGUAUUAAGAUUUAUGACAGUAUUGUAUAUCUUUAUUCCACUGCGGAUAAAGUUCUAAUGAACGAUUUGAACCAUUUAUUAGGCAGGGCUUUUAUUUGCCUGUUAGAAAAUCACACAUUAAAAAUUGCUAAUAUUAAAUUAUCCUCUAUGAUAAGGGAAUGCUUAAAUUGCAUUCCUCAUAUAAUAGGAAGAUCUCCCAUCGAAUUCCUAGAGAGUCAAUAUAAAAGUGAAUUACUUCAUAAUAGAUCAGCAUUACGAUCUAAAGAACAAAAACUCAGCGAUUCUAGAUCAGAUAUUGCAUUCUGUCUAUUGAAAAUGGGAAAAAUAAAACAAGCACAAUCAGAAUAUGAAUUAGCUUUAAGAUCUAACUCAAUGUGUGUACAAGCAUUAAUUGGUCUUGCGGUUAUAAAGCUAAAUUAUAGUGAAUCUCUAAAUACUCUUAAUCUAUGCGUAACAUUUUCAAAAAAAUGUGACAUUGAUACAAUAAAAGUAGAAACAAUAAAUAAGAUUGCUUUUGGAUUUUAUAUUCAAGAAAAUUAUGACAAAGCUGAAAAAUAUUCUAAAAUUGUGCUAAAUAAAUCAAAAAAUGCAGAUCGUUUAACUGAAAGUUAUAAUUUACUUGGUAAAAUUUAUGAAUACAAGGGUGAUAUUCAUCAAACAUACAUAAACUUUUUCAAAGCCGUUAAAUGUGCACAACGUGAUGUUGUAUACCCAUACUAUGAUCUUGGACUGAUAUAUUACUAUACUUUCGAUGACAAAAGAGCUGAAUGGUGCUUCCGAAAGUUUUUAAAAUGUAAUCCGAUAUGUGUAAAAACAAAGAAAGUUCUAUGCUCAUUAUAUGCUCGUUCAGAAAAUCAAAUUCAAAAACAUAUUGCUAGAAAAUAUUUGAAAGAUGUAACAGAUGAAUUCCCAAACGAUUUGGAAGCCUGGGUGAUCUUAGCUCUGUUAGAUAUAGACAAUCCUGAAUUGUUAACACCUUUAUAUCAUAAAAUUAUAGAUUUGAUGAAAUCCCAAGAGAAUAUGAGAGACCUUCCAUUUGAAGUAUUUAAUAAAAUUGCUACUAUACAUUGCCGAUAUGGAUUGCAUAACAAAGCUCGUUCGAUACUUGAAAGAUCUGUGAAGUUAUUAAGAGAAAAAUUUAAGACUUCUACAUGUUUACAUUUAAAGUUUUUGAUUCAUAGAACAUACGUUCAAUUGGCUACAAUUUAUGAAAUCCAAGAAAAGUUUCAAAAGGCAGAAAAACUUUACAAAGAAAUGAACGAGAUGAAUCUAAUAAGUAUUUACGAUACAAACUCAGAUUUAUUUAAUUAUUCAGAAGGAGCCCUUGAAGACACACAAGUUAAUGAUUUAGCUUUAGAAUUGUACUCUUUAUUAAUUAAUACUGAACCAAAUUUUAUCUGGCGCCCUGAAGGAUUAGGCCACUGUUUAAUUGAGAAUGAAGAUUUGAUGAAUAGAAUUAAGUGUAUAUUUCCUUCUGCUAAAGAAGUUGAAGUACUAUGUAGUUCCUGGGUUAAGUUUGCGGUUGAAUGCAGUAAUAAUGAACAAUAUACUACGGCUAUUAAAAUAUAUGAAAUAUGUUUGAAAUUAUUUUUCAUGCAUUAUCACUUUAAACCACUCACAUUGCUCGGACAUGAAUAUCUCAAAUUAAAUAAGUUCCAUGAUGCUAAACAAUUAUUUUUAAAAGUUUUUAGGGUUUCUCCUCACGAUGUCAUUUUUGUAAGCUAUUUUACUUGUGCUUUACAAAAAAUGGGCUGCAAAAUACUGGAUGGUAAAUGCAAUUCAAAAGAUACAAUUAAGGCUUUGGAAUAUAUUAAAUUGGCAAAGAAGUAUUUUAUUCAUUUGUCAAGCAAUAAAAAUAAAAUAAUUCGUAAUUCUGCUAAGGAAGGUUUAAAUCUUUGUGAAGUUCUAAUUAAAAAUAAUACUAAGAACCCAUAGAAUAGUAGUACUAGUACAUUAUAUCAUGACAUUUUUGAUAAAUUCGGAAGUAUAUUAAAAUAUUUUACCUCUUAUUUGUGCUUGUGUUAAAUAUUUACUUGUGUGUUUACGAUACUAAAUGGUAAUUUUAUGUAGUAAGAAUUACCUAUUUCAACCAAAAACGAAAAAGGUACGAUACCGUUUCCGCCAAUCUAUCUGCUAUGAUAAAACGAUUAUAAUAUAUUCAAUUUUUUUAGAUUACACUAUUAAUUGUAUUAUCUAUAUUAUU